CAUUUACCAGGAUUUACAGGUCAAGGCUUCACCCCUUGCUCAAACUGCAACUAUGCAUAAUGAUCCUGCCAUUAUCCAGUCGCACUAUCAUCAUCCUCCAACUGCAUCUCCAAGCUUGCCUGCAAACCUUCCUUCUCUUGGAAGUGGAACUGCACCCGAGCUUUCCUCCAACACUGCUCAGAUCCUUCAGCAGCCUACCUUUCAGGGCAACUUCCCCACAUAUCAAACCAUUGGAAGCUUCAGUUCUUGGGGUACCACUCCAUCUCCAGCACCGGCAAAUGUUUCUGGUCUUGGUUUGCCAAUGUAUUGGCAUGGAUAUUACGCGCCCUCAGGAGGUCUUCCUCAUCUGCAGCAACCUCCUUUAAUCAGGCCAGCCCCUGGACUGACAAUGCCUCCCAUGCAGCAGGCUUUGCAAUUUCAGGGCAUGAAUGUCCCUUUAUCUUCUGGGACUCCAAAUUUUACAGAAUUUCCUUCUUUAUUUCCAUCUGUCAGCAGCAACCAUAGUUUGGGCCCUACUCUUACAUCAACUGUGCCUCCCAGCCAAGCCACUUCAUUAAUCCCUGAGAUGGCUUCAAGUUUAGUUUCAAAUAAAAUUCCUAUAAAUUACCUUCCUACACCAAUUCAAAGUGGAAAAAUUCCUCUAGCAUCCUCUUUAACCCCAAGCAUGGAGACAAGUGCACCUUUGGCACAAAAUUUUCUGAAUGCUGUCAGUAAUAAGAUUGGUUCUACUAUUUCCGUGGCUAACCUGACUGAAAUGGGGCCUAAACCACCUACUGUUGGCUCAUCUUGUUCAAACCUAGCAGAAACAUUAGCUACUUUUGUGACUCCAGAUCAUCUCAUGCAGCUUACCUCCUCUAUGCUUCCGUCCUCAGAAUCACUAGAAAAGAGCACUAACACAACGGAAAUUAAGCCACCAAAAGAUAAAACAAAACUUCCUAUAUCUGAACGAUCGGUACCUGAACUCGAAGCCAAGACAACGGUGGCAGCUGUGGUAAAGGAACCACUAUUGCCACUACCUACACGUUAUCACAAGGUCCAGCCAAGUGGAGCUGUUUCAGGUACCAAUCAAAGCAGCAGGGCUCGUGGAAGAGGAAGAGGAAAUGGGUAUUCUCGCCCAGUCCAAAUGUUCAAAGAAGAGUUUGAUUUCACUGCAAUGAAUGAGAAGUUCAACAAGGAUGAGGUCUGGGGCCAGCUUGGUAAAAGCAAAGCCCAUUCCAGCACCAGGGAAGUAGAAGAUGAUGAAGCUGAUGAUUAUGAUGAAGAAACUGAAUUUGCUGAAUCUCUGGAUAUCAAGCCUGUUUAUGUCAAAGAUGACUUUUUUGAUACCCUUUCACGCAACACUAACGAUCAAACUAGCAAUGGUAGGAUCAAGUAUUCGGAGCAGUUGAAGAUUGACACCGAGACUUUCGGCAAUUUUCAAAGAAAUAGACCUCCUGCUUAUGGAGGUCGAGGGCUUCGUGGUGGCCGAGGACGAAGCUCGUACAAUGGUAGUAGUGGCUAUGGAUACUCUUUGAGGGGACGAGGUUAUAGUGGGAUCAACCGGGCAUCAUAAAACUGUUGUAUUUGGCGGAUUAGUUAAGUCCAUCAGUUAAUUUUGAUCAUUCGAUCUGCUUGGAUGAACAAUAGAGAAGUUACCUGGUUUUUUAGAGCAUCAAAGAUCUGUUUCUUAUUUCUUCAAAAAAAAAAAGGCCUGUUUCUUUCUUAUUUGGCCGAGGGUUUACUUUGCGUCCGUAUUCAGCACUAGGCUUGCCUUUCUUUUUGGUCUGACGCAUCGUAUUUUCUCUUGCAGAAACUCAUGUAAAUGUUUUGUAAUUGAGAUAAACUCCAAGAGAUUUUCCCUUGAGUUUGGUUCAUAUAUAACACUUGAGUCGAAGCAAGGUAUAAACAGUACUGUUGUGCCUGGAAAUUUUGCAGUAGUAGAGAAAUAUAAAUUUUAGCGUUCUAAUUUUU
Dendrobium catenatum is the source of this 1950-nucleotide messenger RNA. RefSeq names its product protein decapping 5. NCBI's taxonomy places the organism in Eukaryota, Viridiplantae, Streptophyta, Magnoliopsida, Asparagales, Orchidaceae. The transcript has 7 exons. Gene Ontology annotation, biological process: cytoplasmic stress granule assembly; P-body assembly. Gene Ontology annotation, molecular function: mRNA binding. The record is from RefSeq and is a predicted model, not a curated record. Gene Ontology annotation, cellular component: P-body. Bases 53 to 1552 code for a protein of 499 amino acids.